This is a messenger RNA of Macroventuria anomochaeta, 1327 nucleotides long. RefSeq lists its product as uncharacterized. The record is from RefSeq and is a predicted model, not a curated record. The transcript is spliced from 4 exons. The coding region runs from base 272 to 1267 and encodes 331 amino acids. Gene Ontology annotation, molecular function: gluconolactonase activity; calcium ion binding. NCBI's taxonomy places the organism in Eukaryota, Fungi, Ascomycota, Dothideomycetes, Pleosporales, Didymellaceae. Gene Ontology annotation, biological process: L-ascorbic acid biosynthetic process.
CCGAGCUGGCGAUCUGAACGUCCCGAAAUUUCCGAGCUCGACGCAAAGUGUCCUGAAUCUCUCUCGAGUUCACUGUCAACGUUACGAUGCCGAGCAUCAAAUGGCGGCUCAUCGGGAUGUCAUUCGGAAAGUGGGAGCAGGCGCCAUCAACAAAAAGGUGGAACGUCCUUCCUCGAGGAAAGAGCUGCAGCUACGGAGACCUAUGACCUAAACACAUCACCAUCCACUCAUACAUUCCUACACAUCACCAAUUUCGAAUCGAUCAUCCACAAUGCCUGAAGUCAAGCUGUACGAAGUUACAAAGCCGUACAUUGAGACGUACUGCUCUCUCGGUGAGGGGCCUUUCUGGGAAGAGGAGACCAACACAGUGCGCUUCCUCGACGUUGAGAAGCAGGAGCUGCACCGCGUGAACAUCGAUGAGGGACCCUCAAGUCACAAGCUCAUCAAGAAGCUCGACAUUUCGAUAGGCUGCACAGCAGACAUUGAAGGCAACGAUGAGGAGUUCAUCUUUGGCGGCAAGUACGGCUAUGGCAUCGCAAACAAGAAGACCGGCGACUACCGAUGGGUCAAGAAGGUCUGGUCAGAGGAUGAGAUCAAGGCAAAGAAGCACGAGAAGUUCCGCGGCAACGAUGGUGCUGUAGACUCGCAGGGCCGCUUCUGGGCUGGCUUCAUGUUCGAUCCGCUGGUUGAGGAGAUGAGGUCUGACGGCGCCGUCUUCCGCCUCAACCCCGACUCGUCCCUCGACCGCCCACUCAGCGACAUCUGCAUCCCUAACGGCACAACAUGGAACAAGACCGAUGACACCAUGUUCUUCGCCGACAGUCCCGACAAGAUCAUCUACCAAUUCAAUUUCGACCCCAAGACUGGCUCAGUCACAAACAAGCGCCCCUUCUUCACCAUGCCCAAGGACAACAAGUACGGCGAGAACGCGGUGCCAGACGGUCACUGCAUCGACGAAGAGGGAUACAUGUGGACCGCUCUGCACGACGGAGGUCGUGUGCUGAGAAUAUCGCCUCAGGGCGAGGUCGUUGCGGAGAUCAAGCUGCCUACAAGUCAGAUCACCUGCCCCUGCUUUGUAGGCACACAGCUCUUCAUCACGAGCUCAGGCGGUGGUGGACCAAGUGGGGAUGACGGCAAGCCGGUCGACAAGUUUGCAGGAAGCUGCUUCUUGGUCGAUGUUGGUGUUCGGGGAUUGAAGAGAUUCAAGUUCAAGGGCGGUGAAAAGGUUGAGGGUGGAAAGGUCGAUGGCAAAGUGGUUGCAGAAUAGAAACUCUGUUCGAAGUGCCUCAUUGGAGCCAGCACCGUUGUGUUGAAAUGGGAUGUGAGA